UCUCACCAACACCACUAAGAUAACACUAUCAUAUGAUGAGAUAUGUCUCACUUUCCCUUUCUCUAUAUAUAACUUCCAAUCAAAUUCAACACUUCUUGAUUUAAGUGUGUCAAACCUCUCAAACCAUUUCAUAGCAUAAAAGAUGAGAAGAGUACAUAUUGAUGAUAAUGCUUCAGGGGAAAAUAAUCUUCCCAUGCUUAAGCUUUUAGAUUCUUCUCUGAGGCUUUGUUCAGUUCCCCUAUCUCUUGCAACCAUAUGGAUUACUGUGACUAACAAGCAGGACAACACUAGCUAUGGAACGUUGAAAUAUAGUGACAUUUCUGGUCUCAAGUAUAUGAUUUUUGUGAGUGCUCUUUGUGCUGGUUAUGCUAUUGUUGCUGCAGUUUGCUCAUGGGUUAGAUAUCUAAUGACCAAAGCAUGGAUUUUCUUUAUAUCUGAUCAGGUUGUAGCCUAUUUAAUGGUCACAUCAAUUGCUGCUACAAUGGAGAUAUAUUACCUUGCUUAUAAUGGUGCUAGAGAAGAUUCUUGGAGUCAAGCCUGCAGUUCUUACGGAAAAUUUUGCAGCAAAGUGAAGCUGGCUUUGAUCCUCCAUAUGAUUACUUUUGGCUGCUUCUUUGUUUUAGCCAUAAUUUCAGCUUUUAGAGCCUUCAGUGUGUUUGAUCCUCCUUCUGUCAACUCUCAAGAAGUGUAUGAAGAUAGACAUUAGUUGGAUGCUUGGUUUUGUAGAGACUAUUUGGAUGGUUGCUUGUAGUUCUUCAUGCUUUUCUCAUACUUUAUAAUAUUUAUGAAUUUAAUGAAUAUAGGGAAAAACAUAAUACAUAUUAGUAGACAGUAGUAUAUCAAUAUUUGCUUUUCCAAA
Messenger RNA from Medicago truncatula (barrel medic), 859 nucleotides. Its product is annotated as CASP-like protein 2D1. The record is from RefSeq and is a predicted model, not a curated record. The transcript is spliced from 3 exons. Lineage: Eukaryota; Viridiplantae; Streptophyta; Magnoliopsida; Fabales; Fabaceae. Bases 143 to 706 code for a protein of 187 amino acids.